CCACCAUCGAUCCUUUGCUUCAAAUGGCGCCCCGACUUGAACAGGCCGACCUUGACCUUGUAAACAGUCCGGUUCAGGUUGAGAUCAGAGACGACUGUGAGACACACAGAGAUGAGUAAAAAGAUCUACUUCUGUGGCAGCAUCAGUGGUGGUCGACAGGAUGUUGACCUCUAUGCCCGCAUCAUCACCCAACUGAAGGCAUAUGGCCCUGUGCUUACUGAGCAUGUGGGAAAGAAGGACGUUUUUACGUUAGAAGAAAAAAACAGUGCAAAGGAAAUCCAUGAUCGGGAUGUUGCCUGGUUGGAGGAAUGUGAUGUUGUUGUGGCGGAGGUGACACAGCCGUCACAUGGCGUGGGCUAUGAGGUCGGGAGAGCUGUAGCCUUGAAGAAGCCAGUUUUGCUGCUUUACCGUCCAGAUGUUGGCAAAAGAGUGUCAUGCAUGAUGAAGGGAGCGGAAGACGACAGAAAUGUCAUAUACAAGGAAUAUGUCGAGGCACAGGUUCCAGAAAUCCUGAAGGAGUUCUUUGGAUAAGAAAA
This is a messenger RNA of Haliotis rubra (blacklip abalone), 536 nucleotides long. RefSeq names its product putative 2'-deoxynucleoside 5'-phosphate N-hydrolase 1. Gene Ontology annotation, biological process: deoxyribonucleoside monophosphate catabolic process. The record is from RefSeq and is a predicted model, not a curated record. Gene Ontology annotation, cellular component: nucleus. Lineage: Eukaryota; Metazoa; Mollusca; Gastropoda; Lepetellida; Haliotidae. The coding region runs from base 112 to 531 and encodes 139 amino acids. Gene Ontology annotation, molecular function: 5-hydroxymethyl-dUMP N-hydrolase activity. The transcript is spliced from 5 exons.